Messenger RNA from Rotaria sp. Silwood1, 477 nucleotides. NCBI's taxonomy places the organism in Eukaryota, Metazoa, Rotifera, Eurotatoria, Philodinida, Philodinidae. The record is from the annotation of a GenBank genome assembly.
AUGUCAAAAAAUUUUUUUAUUGAUGCUCUACUUAAUAGUAAUCAUAAUAAUCAAAAACGUUCAUCAUUAUAUAUAAAUUCAUAUCUACAUGAACAAAGUUUAAAUUCAGAUAGUUUAAAUUGUCCAACGACAAGUGAUGAUAGUGAUGAAGAUGAUAAUUUAUCAUUAAAUAAAAGUUCCACAACAACAACAACAACAACCGCACGUCGUAAACGAACAGCUUUUACAAAUGAACAAUUAAUUGAAUUAGAAGCUGAAUUUCAACAAAAAAAAUAUUUAUCACUUAAUGAACGUUCACAAAUAGCACAAACAUUAAAUUUAAGUGAAAUACAAGUGAAAAUAUGGUGGCAAAAUCGUCGAGCAAAAUGGAAACGUAUUAAAACAGGACAAUUAAGACAAUUUUCAACAAGUUGUCAAACAAAUAAUAAAAUUUGUUGUCCUAUACCAGUACAUAUUAAAAAAGAUUUUUCAUCGUGA